Microtus ochrogaster (prairie vole) is the source of this 1913-nucleotide messenger RNA. It is a transcript of the gene Chic1, whose product is annotated as cysteine rich hydrophobic domain 1. The record is from RefSeq and is a predicted model, not a curated record. NCBI's taxonomy places the organism in Eukaryota, Metazoa, Chordata, Mammalia, Rodentia, Cricetidae.
CGCCUCCAACCCCCGCUCUGUCUGCCCAAUACGCAGGCGCGUCUCCUCAAGUGCUUUCCCUACCCCCUCCUCUUUCUCUUCAGUCAGUUCCCCCUCCUCUCCCAGCCGCUCCGCAGGUUCAAACUCUUCUCCCGGCGAGUGGCGGCAGUUGUGAGGUCACGUGAUGAGCAUCCUGCUGCCCAACAUGGCGGAGUUUGACACCAUCUCGGAACUGGAGGAGGAAGAAGAAGAAGCAGCAACGACGUCGUCGUCGCCGUCGUCGUCGUCGUCGUCGUCGGUAUCUGGGCCCGAUGAGGAUGAGGAAGAUGAGGAGGAGGAAGAAGAGGAGGAAGAAGAAGAGGAGGAGGAGGAGGUGCCACCCCCGCCUCGGGUAGUGAGCGAGGAGCAUCUGCGGAGAUAUGCCCCAGACCCUGUGUUGGUGCGCGGCGCCGGCCACAUCACUGUGUUUGGAUUAAGCAACAAAUUUGAUACGGAAUUUCCCUCAGUUCUGACAGGGAAGGUGGCUCCAGAAGAAUUCAAGACCAGCAUUGGCCGUGUGAACUCAUGUCUGAAAAAGGCUCUCCCAGUCAAUGUGAAAUGGCUGCUGUGCGGAUGUCUCUGCUGCUGCUGCACCCUGGGCUGCAGCCUGUGGCCUGUUAUUUGUCUCAACAAGAGAACCAGAAGAUCAAUUCAGAAGUUACUAGAAUGGGAAAAUAACAGAUUAUACCACAAGCUUGCUUUGCACUGGAAGUUGACUAAAAGGAAAUGUGAAACUAGCAAUAUGAUGGAAUAUGUAAUCCUAAUAGAAUUCUUACCAAAAUACCCCAUAUUCCGACCUGACUGAAGAGUUUUGUUCGGUCACUUCUGUGUUUUCUGUCAUUUCCUACCCUUAGUGCCUUGUAGAUGAUCUUGGAAUGGAGAAGUCUCCUUUGCUGUGUUCAAUUUAUUCUUUACAACAGUAGAAUGUUCUUCUCACUCUUUUAUUUGUGUUGAUUUAAGAAGGCAAUUUGCACAUCUUUUUUGUUAUUAAAUGAGGCUUGUGUUUUGCACUCUCAAUUUUUAAAUAAAUACACACAAACAUAUACAAUUAUAUGUAGUUGACACUAAAAACAUCAGUGCUGGUGUGUAAAGAAACAAACAAAACCCUUGUUCUGAGCAUGCUGCCUUAGGAUUUUCACACUCACCGUUUCUAAAUACGCAUCAUUUUCUAGGCUAUUUAAUGCUCUGUAAUCCCUUACUGGACACACCCAAAUACGCUUUUGGUAGCUUUUAGAAAUGGUUUUACUCUGCUUUUAAAGAACAUGCAAUUAAUAGCACUGGUUUCCUCCUGCACUUUGCUAAAUUGUCACUUAUGUUAGUGGAUAAAAUAUUUAAACUCCUAACGACUUGUAAAUAUUGUCUCUUUGCAUAAUGUAAAAUGUGGUAUGCCAUGGUUUACAGGAUUAUUAUUAUUAAUGUAUUGCCAACAUGUCCACGUAGAUUUUGAUAUGAGGUUUGCAAGCAUCCUUUUGAAUGUAGAGACCUUUAACAUGCUGUUUUGUGGCAAAGCCAACAUGAGUAUGUUAAAUUUCAGGUGUGGGGCAAGAUUGCCCUUCCUAACAAAGUGGAUUAAAAUUGAAACCAUUAGUUCAGACCUUCUGCGUUACACCUGAGACCAAGAAUCUUAUUUUUUCCAUUUAAUUCACUGCUCUCCAUUUGUCCUCCGUUCCACCCCCUCAAAAUAGUUGACAUCUAACUCAUCUUAUGGCUGCGUUAGCUCUCAUUUCCUUUCCCCUAUGUAUCUUUUCCCUCCUUUGAAAAUACAUAGAAUUUCCCCUUUUAAGUGUCUUGAGAGCCAAUUCAUCCUGGUGCAGGCCUUUAACCCCAGUACUUAGGAGGCUAAAGCAGUGGAUCUCUGAGUUCAAGUCCAGCCUGAUCUGCAUAAUGAGUUCCAG